This is a messenger RNA of Trichoderma breve, 1947 nucleotides long. RefSeq lists its product as uncharacterized. Lineage: Eukaryota; Fungi; Ascomycota; Sordariomycetes; Hypocreales; Hypocreaceae. The record is from RefSeq and is a predicted model, not a curated record. Bases 1 to 1947 code for a protein of 648 amino acids. The transcript has 3 exons.
AUGGCUUCUGGGAGCAUGCUAGAUCCAAGUUCCGCCGAGCACCCAAAGGGUCGUUCGAGCUCAGACUACAUCGCGGCAGCCAUCAUGGAACGUCCAGCAAGUCCGACGCCACAGAAUAGAACCCCGAGGAAGCUGAUUCUUUGUUUCGACGGCACGGGUAACAAAUUCCACGGCGAUGAUAGCGACAGCAACAUUCUGAAGAUCUUCCGGAUGCUUGAUCGCACUGCAGAUGAUCAGUAUCACUACUACCAGCCCGGUAUUGGCACGUACGUUGUGUCCUCUUCACUUACACACACUGGUCUGAAAGGGCGCAUUCGGUCAUGGUAUCAGAAAGCCAAAGACUCGGCAGUUGGCUCGUCCUUUGACCAACAUGUCGUUGGGGGUUAUCGUUUCCUCAUGCGCUUUUACAAUCCUGGAGAUGAAAUUUACAUGUUUGGCUUCAGUCGCGGCUCGUACAUUGCCCGCUUUUUGGCUGAGAUGCUCGACUACAUCGGUCUCUUGUCUCACGGUAACGAAGAAAUGGUUUCAUUCGCCUGGAAGGCAUUCGCCAACUGGCAGAGUCGCCGCGGUGGUGACAAAGAUGAGAAGCUUGCCGAAGAAGAUGAGAAGAAGAAGCAUGAAAUGUACCACUUCAUGAAAGGCUUCCGUGAGACUUUUUCGCGACCGGUGGGCAGAAUUCGGUUCCUAGGCCUGUUCGAUACAGUCAACUCUGUGCCUCGGUUUGAGACUGCGUGGAUGCAGCGAAGCAAGUUUCCAUACACGGCGCGUAGUAGUGCCAGAGUCAUCCGGCAUGCAGUUAGCAUCGAUGAGCGACGAGCCAAGUUUCGACAGGACUUGAUGUAUCAGCAACACAACAACAAGCGUCGCCACAAUACGCACGGCCACUGGAAGAAGGACUUGGGGCACAUGCUCGGCCAUGACCAAGAUAAUGAAUACAGUGGAGAAGUAGACGGUGGAGAAAGAAUGCAUAACCAAGGCCGAGGCAGACGGCCUAGCCAACAGACGACAGCAGCGGACGGACGGCCGUCAUCGGCAAACCCACAAGCCAGCAAGUAUAUGCCAUAUAGAGCCAGGUCAAGAUCUGCUGCCCGCCCAGAACGCCGCCUCGGCGACCAAGAUAUUGACGAAGUAUGGUUUGCCGGUGGUCAUGGCGACGUGGGGGGUGGAUGGCAAACAGAUGUCGAGGGCAGCAAGAAUGCAAGCCAUGUACCUUUGAUAUGGAUGGUUCGUGAAGCCAUCCGUGCUGGCUUGAAAUUCGAUCUAGAGAAGGUCCAGGAGCUGGAUUGCUUUGACUUGUACAACGAGUAUGGCAGCGCCGGCGUCAAGAACGGCCGAAGUGGUCAAGAGAGAGGACCCGACAUUCUUGUUAAUCGAGAUGGCGAAGAGGGGGCAGAGCCCUUUGCACCUUCAAGCCCGGACACUAUGGGCGAUGACGACGACCAAGAUUUCAAGAAGACGUUCCUCGAGAUGAUGCACAAGGCACAUAUCGCGAAAAUCCACGACUCACUCGUCUAUGGCGGCGGCCUUUCCACAAUGGCUGUCACCGCCUGGAACAUGAUGGAGUGGAUGCCAUUCCGCCGAAUGGAUCUUCAAUCCGACGGGACUUGGAAGCCCAUCAACUGGCCACUGCCGCGCGGAGAAGUGCGAGACGUUCCGAACAACGUCCGCGUCCACGGCAGUGUCAUCCGCCGCAUGCAGAUGGAUGAGAGCUACCGUCCAGGAAAUCUGAUUGUGGGCGGAGGCGGCCGAGGAAUGCGCCAUGCACCUGAAGAGUACGGCAUUGGUGAAUGGGUUUGUGUGCAAGAAGAGGGCGAUCCCAUUGGAGAGAUUUGGGUGCGAAAAGGCGACCCUGUGAAGCUGGAGGUUAACAAGAAGAAGAAGAAGAAGAAGUCAAAGAAGGAGAAGGAGAAGGAGAAAGAAAAGGAAAAGAAUGAAAGGCAGAAUUAG